GAAGUGGAGCCUGUGCCUUUAAGAGAGGACACCUCGGACCAGAGGGAGCGUUCCUCCAGGAGGCGCGCGGCCUGUGCGCGCGGCCUGUGCGCGCGGCCUGUGCGGGCGGACUUAAAGCUGGGCACCGUAAGACACGGUACCGGAAUAGAGGACCGAGACGUCCAAAGCCCGAGGUCUGCUCCUGCUCUGAGGCCGCUCAGGAUGGAGGGGAAGCAGUGCUGUGUGAAGCUGUCUGUCCAGCCCUCCAGAGGCCUGGUGGAUGAGAAGCUGCUGGUCCUGAUCCAGAACCUUCCCCCCGGCCUCCCGCUGACCGUGCGUGCUGCCCACCAGUGUGAGGACGGACACAGCUGGCACGCGUUCGCUCACUACAACGCGGAUGCCACUGGGACUGUGAACGUUUCAGAAGACGCCAGUCUGGGUGGAACGUACUCCGGGGUGGAACCCAUGGGUUUACUGUGGAGCCUUAGGCCAGUUCCAGGGAGCAAACCUGGACUCCGGAUGAGGAAGAAGAACAUCCAGAGUCCUAUGGUGCUAAUGAUCUCGGUGUACCAGGGUCACCUGUGUGAAGGCUUUGCUGCUGGAGUCCCACUGGCAGGUGUCAUGGUGGAGCGCUGGUACAUGGCCCCAGGGGUCCGCAGGGUGCCCGUCACAGAAGACGGACUGACGGCAAUGCUUUUCCUGCCCUCAGUUGGCUUCCUGAAGGACCGGGACCUUUCCCUGGUGUCUUGGACCUGUGGGGGGGGGGGUGGCCAGUUGGUGGAGUAUCGUGCAGCGCUGCUGGCCUCUCAUGGAUUCGCCUCGCUGGCCCUUGACUACCUGACGUGUAAAUUCACCAUGGAGACUGGGAAGAUGGUAGACAACCAAUACUUUGAGAAUGCCUACAGAUACCUGCAGCAGCAUCCUCAGGUUCUGGGGAGCAGGAUUGCUAUGCUGGGUCUCUCUUUGGGUACCAGUAUCACCCUCAAAAUGGCAGUGUACUCCCAAGUAGUAAAGCUCCGCUGUGCUGUGUGUAUUAGUGGGAGCCAUGUGCAGCCUGUGGAUGGAUCUCUAGAACAAAUAAUGGCUUUCUUUAACAAAAAUUCUGACAAGACAAUCUUCUCUGAAAACAACGAGCUGAUUUGGCGAAAUCUGCUGCUGCCCAUCCCCACCGACCCCGCUUACAAAGUGGAUGUGGGACGACUCCAGUGUCCGCUGCUGCUGGUUGUAGGGGAAGAUGAUCACAACUGGUGUGCCUCAGAGUCUGCAGAGGAUAUGAAGGAGAUGAUGGAGCGGGCGGGGAACAGCCACCUGCUAACGGUGCUGUCAUACCCAAACGCAGGUCAUCUGAUCGAGCCCCCAUACUCCCCGUUUGCCCGUGCCAGCCUGUUCAGGACAGUCCAGACACGGGAGAAAGUGAUAGCUCUGUGGGGGGGGCAAACGCUGGAACACUCUCGUGCUCAGGAGGACUCCUGGAGGAAGAUGUUGGUCUUCCUGAGGGAGAAUCUGUAUGGCACCCCAAACCCUGGCAUGACAUCAUUUUCCCACCUGUAAUCAGGAUAAGGACUUUUGAUUGUACAACUGCCUAAUGAAGCCAUAAUUAUUUUCCAUCAUGGGUAACAGAAUUCAAUCCCUUCUGUGAAAUUCAGAGGUUUCUGACCAGCGGGAAACAAGUCAUGUGACUUUUUUUUUCAUUUUCUGAUACAUUAUUCUGAUGUAUUAUCAUGAAAACAAGGGAAAUUUCUUUUAACAUCCUCUGUAAUGUAUUCAGUGCAUCAGCAAGAUCAAUAACCAGUGAGCAUGCUCUGUCUUUGUCCAAAAACAACUCUGUCUUUUCAGAAAUACAGAAGGAGCAGCACAAUUAACAUCGUAAUUAUUGCUAGAGGUUCAAAAUCAUUAAAUGCUGUGUCGUUGGCAAUAUUGUGAUAUGUCAGACAAACACAAAAGACAGCCCAAAGACUGACUGUGAGUGCAGGUAUGUGGGAGAGUGGGUGCACAAAGUGUUUAAAACUAUCAGGAAUUUUUAAAAUAGUAUGCUUAUAUGUUUUAUUUUGCCAAAACUGUGGGUUGAAAUUGAACUUUAGGCCUUAAACGUUUCAGCUGGUAGAGAGUAAAUUUCUCUAAAUACCACAUUAAUUUGACAUUAAAGUUUGCAUUUUAGCUCAAAUGUUGUUUUUGCAGUUGAAGUAAAUUGACAAGUGGUUUAAUAAAGCUUUUCCUGUCAGAAUAGCUCACAUUUCUCAUUGUUUUGAACUUAGUUAAAUCCACUCCUCACAUCUAGUUUGUUGAUCUUUUGGAGUUGUGUUGCUUAACAGUUGUCAUAUGUAUGUAAAACACUUUCAAUCACUUUAUUCAGUGAUCAUAUGCUGAAUGUAUUUAAUGAAUAAAUGAUUACAUUAGCUUGUUCAGCCAUUUUGUCCAAUGUACCUUUAAAGAAACGACUUAAAGUGCUUUAACUUCAAAUUAGUGCAUCUUCCUGAAAAUCAGUUUUUCUGUGCAAUGAUUAAAGAUUUGAAUUGCUCUACCUGCUUCUUUAAAAUCUUCAGAACAUUAACUUUUAAAAGACUUGAAUUGGU
This is a messenger RNA of Menidia menidia (Atlantic silverside), 2552 nucleotides long. NCBI's taxonomy places the organism in Eukaryota, Metazoa, Chordata, Actinopteri, Atheriniformes, Atherinopsidae. The record is from the annotation of a GenBank genome assembly.